This is a messenger RNA of Drosophila takahashii, 1227 nucleotides long. Lineage: Eukaryota; Metazoa; Arthropoda; Insecta; Diptera; Drosophilidae. The record is from RefSeq and is a predicted model, not a curated record.
AUGCUGUUCCGCAAACGUAAGCCGAAGUCUGAUGAUGAGGUGGUCUCCUUUGACGACCUCACCCGAUUCCCGAUGACCUUCUACAAGACCAUCGGCGAGGAUCUGUACUCGGACCGGGAUCCCAAUGUGAUAAGGCGCUAUCUGCUGCGAUUCUAUCUGGUGCUCGGGUUCCUCAACUUCAAUGCGUAUGUGGUGGGCGAAAUCGCGUACUUCAUAGUGCACAUCAUGUCGACGACAACUCUCUUGGAGGCCACCGCCGUAGCGCCGUGCAUUGGCUUCAGUUUCAUGGCCGACUUCAAGCAAUUUGGACUGACGGUGAAUCGGAAGCGUUUGGUGAAGCUACUCGAUGAUUUGAAGGAGAUAUAUCCUAUCGAUCCGGAGUCGCAAGCGAAGUACCAUGUGCCGUAUUAUAGGAAGCACAUGAACAGGGUCAUGACUUUGUUCACCAUCCUCUGCAUGACCUACACCUCGUCGUUCAGCUUUUAUCCGGCCAUCAAGUCCACCAUUAAGUACUACCUCAUGGGUUCGGAGAUCUUUGAACGCAACUACGGCUUUCACAUCCUAUUUCCGUAUGACGCCGAAACGGAUCUCACGGUCUACUGGUUCUCCUACUGGGGAUUGGCUCAUUGUGCCUAUGUGGCUGGGGUCUCCUACGUCUGCGUGGAUCUCCUGCUAAUCACGACCAUAACCCAGCUGACUAUGCACUUCAACUUUAUAGCCGACGAUCUGGAGGCUUACGAUGGCGGCGAUCAUACGGAUGAGGAAAAUAUCAAAUAUCUCCACGAUUUGGUCGUCUAUCAUGCCAGAGCUUUGGACCUUAGCGAGGAGGUGAACAACAUAUUUAGCUUCCUGAUCCUAUGGAACUUUAUUGCCGCCUCGUUGGUCAUUUGCUUCGCUGGCUUUCAGAUAACAGCCUCCAAUGUCGAGGAUAUUGUGCUGUACUUUAUCUUUUUCUCAGCCUCAUUGGUUCAGGUUUUUGUGGUCUGCUAUUACGGUGAUGAAAUGAUCUCCUCGAGCUCACGGAUAGGCCAUUCGGCCUUCAAUCAAAACUGGCUGCCCUGCAGCACCAAAUAUAAACGCAUACUGAAAUUUAUUAUUGCGCGCAGUCAUAAGCCCGCCUCUAUAAGACCGCCCACCUUUCCACCCAUCUCUUUCAACACCUUCAUGAAGGUAAUCAGCAUGUCAUAUCAGUUUUUUGCACUCCUCCGCACAACUUACUAUGGUUAA